Molecule: messenger RNA, 486 nt
Organism: Eublepharis macularius
Lineage: Eukaryota; Metazoa; Chordata; Lepidosauria; Squamata; Eublepharidae
Gene: RIIAD1
Product: regulatory subunit of type II PKA R-subunit domain containing 1
Exons: 4
Coding region: 14-295 (93 amino acids)
Source: RefSeq, a predicted model, not a curated record
CUGAGCCGGCAAGAUGGUUGACGUGGGGUCAGGGUUGGAGAUUUCGGAUUUCGGUGCCCUCAAUGGAGGCCAGAGGAUGAAACUGCUGAACUUCAAGAUAAACACCAAGAUUGACAAUGAGAAAUACCUGCGGUCUCAUAAAGAAGUGGCGUUGCUCUUGUCGGGAUUUCUCAGGGAGGUCUUGCUGCAAAGGCCAGAAAAGAUCCAAGAGUUCGCUGCAGACUAUUUCACCAAUCCAGAACUCCCCAAGAAAAUCCAGCAGCAGCUGAUGGAGAAAAUGAACCGGUCUGUGUAAGAGCCACUGCCAGAUCUAUUGGAGGAAGGCCCUACUCCCCCGAUGUCACUCCCCUUUUUGGAGUUCCUUUAUCCAAAAGGUCUCCAAGACCACUCGCUAUAGCAGCCCAGGGUGUUAACAUUGAUUCUUCCGAAUUCCUUGUAACUGCUUCCAAUCUGGCUCCCAAUAAAGUCAGCCUGACCGAGAUGCAA